AUUUCUAUAAGAAUCAACAAGAAUUACAUUUAAAGAAUAUGUAAAUUAAUUCUGUAUUAUAAUUUUCAUAUUCAUUAAUUAAAUGCAGAAUAAUACGCAAGCUCAAAUAGUAACAACAUCACAGAAUGCUCGCCUUUUAGAACUAGUUCAGAAUAGCAGAAAGCUGGUUCAUGAGGGAUAGAUCUAAAUUUGUUAUAUGCCAGAUGCUCGGAUUUACUUUGUAAUGAUCAACACCUAUUGUCAAACAAUCUUUCCUAGCACUCCUUGGGUUAUUCUUAAGUCUGACAAAGGAUUUUCUCUUCUAUAUCCCAAUGCCACUGCUGGUAAGGAUUCCCAUGAAUUUUAGGAUUGAAUGGAAUUUUCAUUUAGAAGGGACAAGAAGGAGACCUGUUCUUAAAUACACUGCAAUAACUGGUGCAAAUAAUACCUUUUGAAAAUGCCAUCCAAAUUCCAUAAUUCAAAUAAAGCAUCCAAAUUCAUUGCAAAGAUAUCGAUAUCAACCCAUUAGAGAAUAGUACUACAGCAGUGGGUUAUAUUAAGGCUGGAGGAGAGUAAGUAUUGUACUGAUUUCUUAUUAAGAGCGUUGAAAGAAGGCUUUAAUUGGUUGGGAGAUAAGAUAGCCAAAGGAGUGGCAGCAGGAGGAGAAUAUAUCAAUUCAAAAGUGGAGAAAAAAGAAGAUGUGGAAGUGAAGCCAGAAACAAAGAUAAAAGUGGAAAAUGCUAAGUCUAAGUUUUCAUAGACAGUAGAUGUAACUGGGGCCUACCUAAAAUAACUAUUCACUCCCGUUGUGUAAAAAGGGUCAGAAUUCAAGUAAGAUAUUAACAAAUAGAUUGAUAAUUCGGAUAGUUAAGGUAAGGAAAGUUCAUAACUUAAUUAAAGGGUUGAAAGAAGGCAGAGAAAUAUUUGUGGCUAGUUGGGAUGCGAUGGGGACAGCAUUGACUGGUCUGGGAUCAGCACUAUCGAAGAUUGGCGAUUAGAUAGGAACAAACACUAGAGUGAUAGUUGAGAAGAAGUAUGGAUAGGAUGUCUCGGAAACAUAUUUAGGUCCAAAACCAUAGUAGUAAUAAUAAGAAUAAUAAUAAUAAUAAUAAUAAUAAUGA
Messenger RNA from Paramecium octaurelia, 1100 nucleotides. NCBI's taxonomy places the organism in Eukaryota, Ciliophora, Oligohymenophorea, Peniculida, Parameciidae. The record is from the annotation of a GenBank genome assembly.